Molecule: messenger RNA, 881 nt
Organism: Peromyscus maniculatus bairdii (prairie deer mouse)
Lineage: Eukaryota; Metazoa; Chordata; Mammalia; Rodentia; Cricetidae
Source: RefSeq, a predicted model, not a curated record
GGGAGGGUUGCGAUUCAAACGCGGGCGGCGGCCCGCAGCCCCGCAGUUUGCCCUUUCGUCUUCACACUCCUGUUCAGGUCCUAGCGUCUCGGGAUGGCCUCGCAGAACCGCGACCCAGCUGCCGCCAGCGUCGCCGCCGUUCGCAAGGGAGCCGAGCCCAGCGGGGGCGCCGCCCGGGGCCCUGUGGGCAAGAGCCUGGGCCUGACUAUAGUACGAGGGCAGGUGCUCACCCAGUGGUCCCUUUUGCUGUGGCUGAAAGUGUUUUCUUCCCCCCAGAUGUCUGGUGACAAAGGGAUUUCCGCCUUCCCUGAAUCAGACAACCUGUUCAAAUGGGUAGGGACCAUCCAUGGAGCAGCCGGCACAGUAUAUGAAGACCUGAGGUAUAAGCUCUCACUGGAGUUCCCCAGCGGCUACCCGUACAAUGCACCCACAGUCAAGUUCCUCACGCCCUGCUACCACCCCAAUGUAGACACCCAGGGUAACAUCUGCCUGGACAUCCUCAAGGACAAGUGGUCCGCACUCUAUGACGUCAGAACCAUUUUGCUCUCUAUCCAGAGCCUGCUAGGAGAACCCAACAUCGAUAGCCCUUUGAACACACAUGCUGCUGAGCUCUGGAAAAACCCCACAGCAUUUAAGAAGUACCUGCAAGAAACGUAUUCAAAGCAGGUCUCCAGUCAAGAUCCCUGACGCAAGAUGUCCAGCUUCUCUCGUGUGUCGUCUUUUUCCUUAAGUGGUCUGUCCUUUCCUUGAUUUCUAAGCUGUGCUGUUAUUUUUGUUUUAUUCGUUUUUUUUGUUUCUUGUUUUUUUUUUUUUUAAAUUAAGUCUGCUUGAGCCCUUGCAAUGUAUAUUAAAUAAAUACAUAUUCGUUGUUUUUGUAUAAA